Impatiens glandulifera is the source of this 804-nucleotide messenger RNA. Its product is annotated as thioredoxin-like protein HCF164, chloroplastic. NCBI's taxonomy places the organism in Eukaryota, Viridiplantae, Streptophyta, Magnoliopsida, Ericales, Balsaminaceae. Gene Ontology annotation, biological process: cytochrome b6f complex assembly. The record is from RefSeq and is a predicted model, not a curated record. The coding region runs from base 17 to 802 and encodes 261 amino acids. Gene Ontology annotation, cellular component: chloroplast thylakoid membrane. The transcript has 4 exons.
UUCUUUCAUUGGAACAAUGGCUUCCACCAGUUCACAUCUUCUCCAUAUUUCCUCUCUCCGUCGUGUCCUCCUCCGUACGCCGGAAAAGUCCUCCAACUUACUCGUUCACCGCCGGGAAGAGCCACCGCCGUCUCGGUAUGCUCGCCGGAGACAACGAUUUCAGUCUCUAACGGUGAAGGUUUCAGAAGAAGCUGGAGAGAACAAUCCUGUUGAAGUGCAGGAGAAGGUUUCUAUACAGUCUGAUGACAGUUCUAGGGUUACAGAACCUGGAUUUCCUGAAUUUCCAACCAAAAAUCUCAAUAAGCAGGUUGCUUUGGUUUCUACUAUUGCAGCUAUAGGACUUUUCUUGUCGUCAAGAUUAGAUUUAGGUGUCUCUUUGAAUGACCUUUCUGCUGCUGCACUACCUUAUGAAGAGGCGUUAUCAAAUGGGAAGCCGACUGUUGUCGAGUUCUACGCAGAUUGGUGUGAAGUUUGUAGAGAAUUAGCGCCAGAUUUGUACAAAGUCGAGCAGCAAUACAAGGACCAAGUGAAUUUCGUGAUGUUGAAUGUUGACAACACGAAAUGGGAACAAGAACUAGAUGAGUUUGGAGUAGAAGGUAUUCCCCAUUUUGCGUUCUUGGACAAAAGUGGUAACGAAGAAGGUAAUGUCGUGGGAAGACUACCAACAAAGUAUUUUCUCGAGAACGUGAAAGCCCUUGCCCAAGGAGAAGAAUCUAUACCGCAUGCUCGAGUUAUUGGAGAGUAUUCAAGCACCGAAUCUAGGAAAGCCCAUCAAGUUGUUGAUCCAAGGAGCCAUGGAUAAAA